GUUAUGGCCACUCGCAACACUUCUCCUUAUGACGCUUUCUUGAAUGAGAGACCAUCUUCAGAGGAGCUAGCUCAAGUAGAUUUGAAAGGUUUUAAUGUGGUGUUAGGAUAUACUGAAGAAGCCUUCAGUGUUUUGCCCAAUGAAGAAAAGAUCAAGUUAUGGCUCAGCAAUGCUCCUAAUGCUACCAGAAGGGUUUUACUGGGGAAGUUGGAAAGAGAUUCAGCUAAAAAAUAUGAGGAAAGACUAAAGGAGAUUUAUGAAACAAGCUGUGUUGAUCAGUCAAGGGAACCAAGUUUAGAACAUGGGGAAAUUGUUCCGGGUAUGGUUGAUGAUGAACACUAUAUAGCCCAAGCUACAGAUAAGAACAAUGAUGGUGAUUCAGUUCUGUCACCAGGAGUUAAGUUUCGAGAAGGACAUGUAUAUAGGAGUGGUGCAAAAAAAUGUAAUACCAUUAUUGAACAUCAUGAAAUGAUGAAAGAUAAUUUUGAGGAAAUUAAUGUAAGAUUUCAAACGAUGAUUUUUGAAUUUCAAGAUAGUUUUUCUGAGGCUGGCAUACCAGUUGAGAAACUCUUGCAUUUUCUUACGUGUUUCCCAAAUCUUAAAGAUCAAUUGGAGCAGCUUACGGAGCCACGAAAAAUUCGUGACAUUAUAGAAGUGCUAAAGACAGAGUGCAGUAUCGUCAAUGUAAAGCCUUUUGAAACAUUGGCACGUUCAUUUAAUGUGGAAAAGGCAUCAAAGGUUGUCAGGGACUACAAAAAAGCAGUUACUGAGUUUCGAAAAUCAGUAUGUCAAUAUUGUCACUUUGACCAAGAAGUACAGCAAAAAAGUGAUGGCCGCCUUAAAGCAGCAUUUGUUAUGAGUUGGGAUGCAAAAGAUAUCCUUGAUGUUCUUAGGGAGUUGAAAAAUUGUCAUAUUCAAGUUGGGCGCAGUAUAACUAAUCGAUCUAUAGUAACCUGUGAAUGCCCUGUUACUGACAUUGUAUUACUGAUAGCAUUCAUUCUUGAGAAAAUAAAGAUUUUGAAAGAAAGAGGAUUAAAAGAAUUUUUAGUGGGAAAGUGCACCAUUUGGGACAGCACAGUUGAUGAGUUUUUGUCAGUUAUUAUGAAAGAAAAGAACAAAGAAGGUUUUCAGAAAGAAAUAGCAUCCCUGAAAGAACAGUUGGCUGCUAGAGACAGGCAAAUAGAAGAAUUUCAAACACUUCAAGGCUCACAAUUAUCAAAAAUAACAUCCCUAAAAAAACAGUUGGCUACUAGAGACAGGCAAAUAGAAGAAUUGCAGACACUUCAAGGCUCACAAUCAUCAGAAUUAGCAUCCCUGAAAGAACAGCUAGCUGCUGGAGAGAAGCAAAUAGAAGAAUUGCUGACAAUUCAAGGCUCACAAUCAUCAGUGUCUAAUAAUGAGAUGGUAACAUUGCAAAAGAUGAGUAAAAUGAAGGAUCGUGAGAUUGAGGAUUUAAAAGCUGCUUUAAAGAAGGCAUUGAACCAAAAUUCAACUAACCAUGAAGCAAUGGCAGGCCAAAUUGAGUGGCACAGUAGUGAGGUUCAGCUCACUUCUCCAUCAGAACAACAGUGCUCAGAAGUUCUUGCAAAACUGCAGGAUAAGCAUCAACAGGUUUAUCUCAGAGAGUCAUCUUCCAGCAUUGCAGGAUUGCUAAUCCCACCUUUGUUGCAGAGGAAAACUGUUCGAUGUCUUUACAUUUUUUCAACCCCACUGACACAUGAUUUUAUUUGCUCCUUAUCAUCACAAGUUUCAAAUAACAAUACAAUAGAGAGUCUAUGGCUGACUAACAACACUAUCAGUGAUGAUGGUGUUAUCACACUUGCUCAGUCACUAAAGCAUAAUACUCAUCUUCGUUACUUAUCACUUGGUUACAAUCCUGGAAUUACUUCAGCCUGUGCACAGUCUCUAGCUGAACUUUUAACUAUCAAUCGCUCACUUACUGUCCUUUAUCUUUCUCGCACUAAAAUUGAUACUGAGGGAGUAUUGCAAUUAGUAAAGUCUCUAAAGAGUAAUGAUACGCUUGGAAAACUCAUAUUGGAUGAAAAGCACAAACAAGCAUGCUCUGAUCAAUUCAUUUCUAAAAUGAAUAAGCUAGACUUUUCGUAUAAAUAUGCUGAUGGAACUCAUUUUUAAUUUUGAUAUGAUUUUGUAGUACCUACUGAUGUAUAGUUGCAUGUUGGCAAUUUGUAUUUUUAUAGUCGAACCUUUGAUAUGUGAUUGAUU
Amphimedon queenslandica is the source of this 2223-nucleotide messenger RNA. RefSeq lists its product as uncharacterized. The record is from RefSeq and is a predicted model, not a curated record. The coding region runs from base 4 to 2133 and encodes 709 amino acids. NCBI's taxonomy places the organism in Eukaryota, Metazoa, Porifera, Demospongiae, Haplosclerida, Niphatidae. The transcript has 10 exons. Gene Ontology annotation, biological process: nucleocytoplasmic transport; activation of GTPase activity. Gene Ontology annotation, molecular function: small GTPase binding; GTPase activator activity. Gene Ontology annotation, cellular component: perinuclear region of cytoplasm; nucleus; cytosol.